This is a messenger RNA of Xiphophorus maculatus (southern platyfish), 1145 nucleotides long. It is a transcript of the gene plekhb1, whose product is annotated as pleckstrin homology domain containing B1. Bases 156 to 713 code for a protein of 185 amino acids. Lineage: Eukaryota; Metazoa; Chordata; Actinopteri; Cyprinodontiformes; Poeciliidae. The record is from RefSeq and is a predicted model, not a curated record. Gene Ontology annotation, biological process: regulation of cell differentiation. Gene Ontology annotation, cellular component: membrane. The transcript is spliced from 6 exons.
AGCCGCACAAUAAUCUGCCAGGAGCAGAGAAUAUAAACAGACACAGGGGAGGAAUUUGAUUCAAAUCAUCCAAUAAAAUCAGGUAAUUUCCCUUUUUAACUUCUGCUGGAAAAUUAUUGAAAUAGAAGGAACAAAGCUGACUGAAGCUGAGGAACAUGGCGCUCCUGAAGUCAGGCUGGCUGUGGAGACAGACCGCCAUUUUGAAGCGCUGGAAGCUGAACUGGUGCGACCUUUGGAUAGACGGCAGCCUGUGUUUCUACAAGAGCGACAGGCGGCGGGAGUUAGAGCAGCGAGUCAGCCUGAAAACAACGUGCAUCGAUGUGCGGUCUGGCCUGGAAUGUGGAGGUGUGAACCCACCAGAGAGUAAUCCCAGGGAAAACCUCGUAGUGGUUCAUCUCAGAGAAGGCUCAACACUCAACCUGUGUGCAAACAGUGAAGAUGAGUCUCUAGCGUGGAAACUGACUCUGCUUGAAACCAGAAGAAACCCGGUGUUUGCAUACGACCCCUAUGAUGACUCCUACCAGGCCGUCCCCAUGAACGGAUACCACACCGUCUACAUCACACCUGGAGCGGGACCAGGAACCCACCAGGUGAUCGUCCAGAGGGAUCCGUUUGAUGGAGUCGCAGAGAGCGUCGCGCUGGGAUUACUGGCGGGCGUGGCGGCGGGGGCGGCCAUGCGGUCCUUCCUCUGGAUGCCCUUCUUCUUCUGCUGAAGGCGCCGGUCGCUCGUCUCCCCCGCAGGACUCGGUCGCCUCACGGAAACGUGUAGAAAAGCUUCUUCUUCAUCACGGUUCGCUUUUCUCUUCAGGAGCAGUUCUGAAUCUGAAACCAAAAGGCCGCCGUGUAUUUAUGUUACGUUUAAUUUAUUCAGGACGUCACAACUACCCGUGGACAUUUCUGGAACAACGCGCUAGUUUUGUAUUUAACGCUGUUUUAUCUACUGUUUUGCUUUUUACAAGCUUAUAUUUUAAAAAAAAAUCAGCUCAUUCUGAGCAUUGCUCUGUCUAUAGACGAUAAAUCAAUAAACGCUCAUUUUCUCCUAACUUGUUUUGCUUUCUGUAAGUUGCCAUGGCAACAGUCGCUGAGCUGGGGAACGUGGGGGUCGGGGGUCACGUCUGUCAAUACCAUUAAAAAAAAUUAAAAAC